AUGACAGGUUCCAGUGGCCGCAAGGGCCGCCGGCGCAGUGGGCGAGGCAUGCACACCGGGCGCGCGUAUCUCGAAGAGGACCGCCCUCUCAGCGAAGGCAGCGGGCGUGGAUCUUCCGGUGUUUCUGGGUUCAAGAAGAGUGGCUUCAACGAUGGAAAUACGAGAAGUUAUGGAUCUUCAUCCAAUCCUCACCCGAACGGGGCCUACGACGGAAGGUACAGCGCUUCUCGGGAUGACGUGGGCGAUGGCUCGCAAACGUCCGGACGAGAAGCAGCACCUACCAGUUGGAUUGCGGCCAGUUACGACGGCGGUUGGGGCGGCGCACGCGGGGGGGGGCGGGCGGUGGGGAGGCCAGUGGGCGAGGAGCGGAGGCGCGCCUUUGAGGAAACGGAGACAGGGACUUUGGAUUUCGCGGCCAAGGAGGCGUAUUGCACAGCGGCGGGUUCGAACUCGGAUAUUCCUCACACGCCAGUGGAUUUUCGGAUAGCAGUUUUGGAGGGGACGGGUAUGGAGGGGGGAACUAUGGAUCUACCUAUGGAAACCGAGGAUAUCCAAGUUCUGGGCAAGGAGGAAGGAACGGGUACAGUGAAUACGGAGGUAGAGGCAACAGAAAUAGAGGUUUUGAUCAUGCAGAUUGGGGAGGUGGCGGAACAAGGAAAAGAGGAGGUAAUGGAGGUAGUAAUUCUCGAGAUGGUUCUUAUGGAAGUGGAAGUGGAAGUCGGAGAGGAGGCAGAAGACAUGGUUAUAACGAUGACGACUACGGAGACGAUUCUCAAGAAGACGAGAAUUCAGAAUAUGAUGAGGAUUCAGAUGAAGACGAUUCAGAAGGAAGUUCCAAGAACGGUGGGAGCGGGAAGGGGGGAGGCCGAGGGGACAGGAACAGGAAUUCGCGUAGAGGGGACCACCGACAGGGAAGUCGCGGGAGGAACAAUCGGCGAAGCCAAGAUUGGAGGCGUAUGCUUUGCGUCAAGGGACGGCCGCGGCCUGCUGGCAGCCACUGACCCGGACGCCGCGCAGGACGACGAGGGCUCGCGGGAGGGCGCCGGGGAGCGCGGGCGCCGGGCGCGCAGGCCCCGUGACGCGCCCUCCAGGGGCAAGCAGCACGGCCGCCCG
Gryllus bimaculatus (two-spotted cricket) is the source of this 1113-nucleotide messenger RNA. The record is from the annotation of a GenBank genome assembly. NCBI's taxonomy places the organism in Eukaryota, Metazoa, Arthropoda, Insecta, Orthoptera, Gryllidae.